Acyrthosiphon pisum (pea aphid) is the source of this 2068-nucleotide messenger RNA. Its product is annotated as zinc finger BED domain-containing protein 6-like. Bases 1235 to 2050 code for a protein of 271 amino acids. The record is from RefSeq and is a predicted model, not a curated record. The transcript has 3 exons. NCBI's taxonomy places the organism in Eukaryota, Metazoa, Arthropoda, Insecta, Hemiptera, Aphididae. Gene Ontology annotation, molecular function: DNA binding.
CUUCACCACCCCUCAAAAGGGUAAUGGUAGAUGAUAUUUGUAUUGGUAUCUAAAAAACGAAAAAAUGUAUAUUAUUGAAUAUAAUUGUUUAUUUGAGGAACGGGAUAAUGUUUUAAAUUUUGUUAUUAUAUUACAUACACCCGGUAAAAACGUACUUAUCAAAAGUUUCUAAGUGACUGGAUAGUAUUCUUACAUAAUAUAUAUAUAUAUAUAUAAUAUUUUAAAAUAUAAACCGACAACAAUUGUAUUGUUGUGUGAAAAACCAACAAUUUCAUUAUACAGGCCACUGAUUAUCUGACGAAAAUAUUUAUAUCUGAUUUGUACAGCUAUCAUUCCGAAUUCUUCAACGAUAUCGGGUUAUCGAGAUUAAAUUUUAAUCGGAACUAUUCUGUUGUAAAUAAUGUAUAUUAUAGGGUUGACGGAUUUUUCGGUAUACCGUCAAAACCGGUAUACCGGUUAACCGGUAUACCGGUUUUUGCAUAAAUACCGCUGCAACGGUAUACCGUAAUACCGGUGCAUACCGGAAAACCGUAAUACCGGUGCAUACCGGAAAACCGUAAUACCGGUGCAUACCGGAAAACCGUAAUACCGGUGCUUACCGAAAAACCGUAGUAUUGUUUGCCGUUUGGUGACGGUUUUUUGGUAUACCGGUUAUUUGCUGAACAGUUUUCAGUCUUAUCAGUUAUGCCGGUUAUCCUAUGGUUAUUGCAUAGAACAAUAUAGAAACGACACUCGAUCAAUAUGAUGUUAGACCCAAGGUGGUAUUAUGUUUACGUUUACCGGAAUGUAGGCUGGAGACGCUACGCGGGGUCGGCUUGUUAAAUUAAAAUGGAUUCUAUUUUUGUAAUGUUAUUGUUUACCAAUGAAAAUGCGUUCAUCGAAUCAUAAUUGUUGUAAGAGUGACUUUGAUAACGGAUAUAUUAAUAUUUAAUAAUAACGUACACUGAACACAUCGAGUGUCGAGUCGUCUACAUCGUACCUAUAAUAAAACAAAAAACUUCGUUUCAGUAAUAAUUAAUCGCCUUUCUUAUUGCAGGCUGUUAAAUAGUUUAAAAAGGUAAGUUGAACCUGUUUUUGAUAAUUGAAAAGUACUACUUGAGUAUAACUUGAAAGGCCAUCUGUUCAGUUCAGAGGAUCUUUCAAGUUACUUACAUACAUUUUUCAACCUGGUAUUAGUAAUUAUUAGAUAUUUAUUACCUAAUAUUAUUACAAUGAUUUUUUCUUUUAGAUAACCAUGCCAAGAAGAAGGUCAAAAGUGUGGAAUUUUUUCACAAAAUUGAACAAUAACCAAGGGAGAUGUUUAAAGUGCAAAAAUAAUUUUGAAGCUAAAGGAGGUAACACUAGUAAUUUGAUAAAUCACUUGAGAAUACAUCAUCCCAAUAUUCAUUUGGAGUUUUUAAAUAUAAAGGAUCAAGAUAACAGCUUUAACAAAAAUGAUCUGAAUGAAACUGAUGACAUCAGUGAUCCUCCUUGUGACAUUGCUAAUGAUAGCGCAGAACAUCAUGAACUAGUGCCAUUAAAUUCCAGUGCAAAUUUAGUUCACAAAUCUUGUACACUAAAACAACAAUCUAUGAAUAUAUAUAAGAAAUUGGACAAAACAACCAGUGAAAAGUAUACCAAUGCAAUUGCCUAUUGGAUUGCCACAGAUAUGCAACCUUAUAGAUCUGUAUCAAAACAAGGAUUUAAACAUCUAAUGUCUGUCAUAUGUCCUGGAUAUACUAUCCCAAGUCGCCAAGUUUUUGCUGACAACAAAAUUCCGGCUUUGUACUUUGAGGUAAAACGUAGAAUAAAACAAGAACUCAACUCUGCACAAUUUCUGUCGCUUACAUUUGAUUGUUGGACUUCCAAUGCCCAACAGCCUUACAUUGGCAUAACAGCUCAUAGUAUCAAUAGUGAUUGGAUUCUUCAAACACAUUGUGUGACUUGCACAAUUCUUGAUGUAGACCACACUGCCAUUAAUUUAAAAGAUAUUAUUGAAUCUACACUUAAAGAUUUGAAUAUUCCUGUAUCAAAAGUCUCUGCCGCAACUACAGAUAAUGCACUAAUGUGAUCAAAGCUGUUCAGUUAA